CUCUAUAACUGUAACAUUUGAAGAGAUAAACAUUCUUUUUGCAAGUGAGACUUGACAACUAGUUUUUACUCAGAGUAAAGGUUUCUAGUUCUCGUUGAUGGUAAAUACAGUUACAACAUUAUGAAAAGUUUGGCUAAUGUGGUUGGAGGAAAGACGGCGAGGGCAUGCGACAGCUGCGUGAAGAGGCGGGCGCGUUGGUAUUGCGCAGCUGACGAUGCUUUCCUUUGCCAUUCUUGUGACGGUAAGGUCCACUCAGCGAACCCUCUUGCCCGCAGGCACGAAAGGGUUCGCUUGAAAUCGGCUAGCCCCGGACACUCCUCCUCCUCACCACCUCAUCCACCCACAUGGCAUCAGGGCUUUACACGUAAAUCUCGGACACGACGGGGGGGCAAGAAGAGCCACGCGAUGGUUUUCCAUGAUCUUGUGCCGGAGAUGAGCUCGGAGGAUCAAAGCUUUGAGGUGGAAGAGCAGCUCAUCUUUGAGGUGCCGGUGCUGAACCCAAUGGGUGAUGAGCAACGCCUAAACGAACCUAUGGAGACAAAGAUCGAGUUCCCUUUGAUGUCCAUAUGUUUCAAGAGCAGCGAGGAAGAAGAUGAUAACGCGGAAAGUUGUCUGAAUGGUUUAUUCCCGACCGACAUAGAACUGGCUCAGUUCUCAGCUGAUGUGGAGAUUCUUCUCGGUGGAGGGGCAGAUAGAGAAUUUCAUGCCAUGGAUGAGCUAGGGUUAGGUGAGAUGCUCAAGAUCGACAAAGAGGAGGUGGAGGAAGAAGAAGAAGUAGCGACAGUAAAAGUGUGUGAUCUAGAUGACGCUGAUGAGACUACACCAUUUGAAAUAAGCUUUGAAUAUGAAUACUCACAAAGAACGACAUUCGAAGAAAAAGAUGAGAAAGAAGAUGUGGAGAAGAAUAUGAUAGACGUGGGAUCAGUGAAUGAGAUAAGUGGUUCGAUUAAGGAAGAAAAUAAUGAGAAGAUUCACAUGCUUAGAUUGGACUACGAGUCAGUGAUUUCCACUUGGGGAGGUCAAGGAACACCAUGGACUGCCCACGAGCCACCUCAAAUAGACCUCAACAUGCUCUGUUGCCCAACUGAUUCCAUGGUUGAAAGUGGAGGAGAGGAUCAUCAUCACAAGUACUUUCGCGGCCUAGGGUUACACAUGGGAGAUGCUGGUAGUGGAGGAAGAGAAGCCAGAGUUUCAAGAUACCGAGAGAAAAGAAGGACAAGGUUGUUCUCCAAGAAGAUAAGAUAUGAGGUACGUAAAUUGAAUGCUGAGAAAAGGCCUCGAAUGAAAGGAAGGUUCGUGAAGAGAUCUUCAAUUGCUGCUGCUCACUAAGAACUUUAUUGAUUAAUUAUAGAUUUCACUCUGCGUCCUUCUUACUUCUUUGUUGUUUUAUUUUACUGCAAUGCUUGAAAAUUUUGCACGUUUUGUGAGCCAUGUAUGUAGUACAGUAUAUUUUAUAUAUAUGGCACCAAAAAAAUUGAUUACCUUGUAAGGACUGGUUUUUAUAACUAAUAAACGUGAAUUUCGAUGGCCA
Molecule: messenger RNA, 1531 nt
Organism: Raphanus sativus (radish)
Lineage: Eukaryota; Viridiplantae; Streptophyta; Magnoliopsida; Brassicales; Brassicaceae
Product: zinc finger protein CONSTANS-LIKE 6
Exons: 2
Coding region: 121-1329 (402 amino acids)
Biological process (GO): regulation of DNA-templated transcription
Cellular component (GO): nucleus
Molecular function (GO): zinc ion binding; protein binding
Source: RefSeq, a predicted model, not a curated record